This is a messenger RNA of Pyrus x bretschneideri (Chinese white pear), 786 nucleotides long. Its product is annotated as ferredoxin-thioredoxin reductase, variable chain. The transcript has a single exon. NCBI's taxonomy places the organism in Eukaryota, Viridiplantae, Streptophyta, Magnoliopsida, Rosales, Rosaceae. The record is from RefSeq and is a predicted model, not a curated record. The coding region runs from base 95 to 604 and encodes 169 amino acids. Gene Ontology annotation, biological process: photosynthesis.
AUGGGGUUUGGAGAGCGAGUUGAGAAAAAAGAAAGCAAAAGAAAGACUGGGUGUGCGUUCACGGAGAGGGAUUUACUAGAUAAGUGGAAGAUAGAUGGACACAGGAGCAAUGAGUAUCGCAACAGUGGCAGCCGCCGCCUCUUCAUCCCUGAGCGCAGUAGCAGAUGUGGGACAGAUGAAAUCGUUCUCAUUUUCUUUCCCUUCUUGUUGGGCAGUUUCUUUUUCACAUCACAAACUCACUCCCACCCCUCCUGCCCACUGCCCGCGGAGGAGGAAAUUAAGUAGAAGGGUAAUUUGCGAGGUCGCUGCCGCCGAUGUAUCUCCAUCAACAUCAUCAGAUGAAGCCACCGCCGCCGCAGCCUCCUCCAAGAUCGGAUCUAGGGUUACAGUGAAGGUGCCUCUGAAGGUGUACCACGUGCCCAGAGUUCCGGAGGUAGACAUUACUGGCAUGGAAGGUGAGCUGAAGCAGUACGUUGGGCUGUGGAAGGGCAAGCGGAUUUCAGCCAAUCUCCCUUAUAAGGUGCAGUUCGUCGUCGACGUUCAAGGCCGUGGCGCAGUUAAGUUCUUCGCCCAUCUCAAGGAGGACGAGUUCGAAUAUCUUUAAUCAGUUUUGGUAUCAUUCUCUCUCUCACCUCACACAUUAUAUAUCAAAUAAAUUAUAGUUAUAUUUGUAAUUAUAAUUGUAAUAGCAGUUAGUUCUGUCUCGUUUCAAAGAAACUGCAACUGCACUUGAUUGUACGUAUUUAAUCACAUUCACAUGGAUCAGUCUGAUCUAUUAUUAUUUCU